AGGUCUAGACACAUACUAACUUACAAUUAUCCUCUCAGACGCAGUAACUCCCAGAAGGCUUGGUCACAAGGCAACCCAAUCACUCAGCGAUCUUCAUAUGCGCAGCAGAACGGCAACAUGCCCCAAAAGCAGCCAGCCUCGUCUAGAAAUCCUUCCAAAGAGUCUAACACGCCUGAUAACCAUGCACAUGAUCGCCUUGUGUUCUUGCUCACCAGCUUUAUUGGGCUAACUGCGACUGUCACAACUAAAACUGGAGAGAAAUACACCGGAGUCUUUUCGUCUGCGUCUCUAGAGCCCAACGAAUCUUCGUUCCUUCUGAAGAUGGUCCAACGACCUAAUAAGCAGGAACAGCACAGAGCGAAUGGAGUGAGUGAGGCUUCUAGCCCAUUCAUGGGAUCUGCACCGGAUCACAGCAUGUCUUUUGAUGUCAAAGAUAUAGUCGACAUCUCAGUGUCUGAUGUUUCCACCACUGAUGUUCUUGCCAAGGCUCCGAACGGUGCCUCCGUAGGCUUUAAGACUGAUACUGACAUCUCCGGCAACCUCGCAAUUCGUGAGCGGACCCUGAAGCGCUGGGAGCCAGCAGCAGACACAGAUGUGGAUUUGUCCCUAGACGGCGCAAAUGCCUCGUCCGGAUGGGAUCAAUUCGAAGCGAACGCAAGACUUUUCGGCGCUACUAGUAGCUACGACGAGAAUAUUUACACGACCAGGAUUGAUCGCUCGGAUCCUGCUUAUAAGCUGAAGGAAGCAGAGGCUGCUCGGAUCGCCCGCGAGAUUGAAGGCACAAAUACGGACAAUGUCCAUGUUCGUGAAGAGCGAGGUUUGGCGUCUGCGGAUGACGGCGAUGAAGAAGAGAAAUACAGCGGUGUGCGCCGUGAUGAGAAGGAUUUCCCACCCCUUAUCUCUGGACAGCCAAACAAGUACACCCCACCAGCCAGGAGGCAGAAUGCCGCUCAAUCCGCUGCUCUCCCCGCAUCUGCAGCCCCUGCCCGGUCGACCCCCACCGUUCCGAAGGAUGCUGCUACUGCGACGCCGAAGGAGACUGCUCCGGUCCAGGCCCAAUCUACGCCAUCCAGGGUCGCUCCAGCUCCCGCUCCCGUUGUUGAGGCGGAAAAGAAACCCGCGGCAUCCAAACCUCAACCGGGCCCUGCUCUGCCCGCUGCCAGUAAUGCUACUGCCAACGUUGAAGUUGAGGUGUUGGAUUCUUUCCGUCGAUUCGCCGAUAAUGAAAAAGCGAAGAUGCAGGAACGUCGCCGUAACCAAGCCUCAUACGACCGCACCAUUAAACUCAACGAAUUGAUGAAGUUCUCUAAAAACUUCAAACUAGCUACCCCUGUUCCCAAAGACCUAGUGCCGAUUCUUGCCAAAGAUCCCCACAAACAGGAAGAGAUCAUCCAGCGAGCCCAGCAACAUGCCGAGGAGAAAACAGCAACGAAAGCAUCCCCAGAAUCCACAGAACCGAAGCCAGUGACCCGCGCUCCUGCGGCUACUACCGCUCCCCCUCUGGCCCAGACCGACCGUUCCAACAUCUCGCGCGGUCGCCAAAUGUUCCCCCCAACCGGCCCCAAUGGUGCCCCCGCGGGGCGACUACCCCAGCAGAACAUGCAUGCGGGCCGUCAAGCCACAGGAAUGCUUGGCCACCGUCUAGCUGACAACUUGCAGCAGAGGAAGGGAGUUGCAACGGGAGUGAUCCCUGCACCCUUGCCCAUCAACGAGGUUCGCAGCCCGCCAAGUGGCCCUGCCAGUGAUCACCCUACCGUCACCAGCCCGACCAAGGCGCAGACUCCGACUUCAGCGGUCUCAAGUAAAUUCAAUGUGAGAGCUAUGGAGUUUAAGCCGAACCCUGCAGCGAACACGUUCACACCCGGCACCUCAAACAUCUCAUCUUCAUUUGCUCGUGGACGCUCUGUCUCGCGGGCCACUAGCCCGUCCGCUUUCUUUGGUGCAAAGAAGCCACGCCCAAUCUCAGAGCGACCCUCUCUUAACGAACACUUCAAUCCUAUCAAGCGCAUGAAGAAGGAAAGCACAGAAAAGAGUGACAAAGACUACACGUUCAACGGUGGCAUACCCCCUGCCUAUAAAACACUGCCCACCUGGGAUGUGCCUGCCGGCAACGAAGAGAAGACAUAUCUACAGAUGUUCAAGCCCCCUGCCUCUGUGCCGGCUAUCUCCCCCCAGAACCGUUCUGCGUCAAACUCGUCGAUUCCACAUCAACCACAGAUGCCCUUCCAGUAUCCGCAGUCCUCCCAGGGUAUGCCCCCGACAACUGGCCCUCCUCACGGCCCUCAUCUUCAUCCCCAGCAGCAUCAUGGUUCGGGUCCACCCCAUUUCGAUGAUCCCCAUCGUAUGCAGAUGUCAGCGUCAACAUCUCAAAUAUUCCCUUCUCCUCGUCUCCAGCAUGGUUAUCCUUCUCCUAUGGCACCCCAUGCUCAAUUGGCGUUCGGACAGCCUAUGCCACAGUUCUACGUCAACCAGGGCGGCCCGCAACCCGCUCAUAUGAGACACUAUCCUGGCACUUCUCAAUUCGUGAACCCGCAAUCUGGCAUGGGUGCACCCAUUAUGGUUCAGCAACCGUCCAGUGGGCCUUACAUGGGCGUUCCUCAAGGUGUGGCUCCCUACACACCUCAGAUGCAGAUGUAUUCGCCCAAUCCUGGCCAUGCUUAUCCUCAACAUGCACCACCUCCCCAGCCCCAUAGUGGUUAUCCUAGCCCUAGCCGCGGUGCCCCAAUGAUGAUGCACCAGAAUUCUCAACAGGGCCAGCCCCCACAGCCCGUCAUGUUUAUGUCUCCCGGACAGCAUGGACAGCCAGUGCACCCUUCUCAGCAGCCAGGACACAUGCCCCCGGUUCGAGGAAAUUAUCCCCAGCAGCAGCAAACCCAUUUCCAGUCUAGUCCUCACCAAGUGCAUCAUUACCCUCCUCACCAACACCGAACCCCCAGUACCGGCUAUAAUCAGAUGCCUCAAGGUCCACCUCAGGUGCCUGCUCAGCCUCCACAGGCUGCCUCGUCUGGUGCUCAACCCCAGGAAGCUGCAGACGAAGUGAAAUGAAUCUCUUCUUGAUUUUGCAAGACUCUGAAUCGCAGGCUUGGCAACCUAUCGGGAGGGCUGUGUUGACCCUCGAUGGGCAUUACUCGACUCCACUUAGCCGUGAACAAGAUCAACUCACAGUUGGCGACUCCACCUCCGUGCCGACACACACCUCAGUGUUUCUCGAAUCUAUCAGUACCAUGUUACCUUC
Messenger RNA from Aspergillus aculeatinus CBS 121060, 3235 nucleotides. RefSeq names its product putative PAB1 binding protein (Pbp1). Lineage: Eukaryota; Fungi; Ascomycota; Eurotiomycetes; Eurotiales; Aspergillaceae. Gene Ontology annotation, biological process: cytoplasmic stress granule assembly. The coding region runs from base 118 to 3045 and encodes 975 amino acids. Gene Ontology annotation, molecular function: RNA binding. Gene Ontology annotation, cellular component: cytoplasmic stress granule. The transcript has 4 exons. The record is from RefSeq and is a predicted model, not a curated record.